This is a messenger RNA of Rotaria socialis, 1842 nucleotides long. The record is from the annotation of a GenBank genome assembly. NCBI's taxonomy places the organism in Eukaryota, Metazoa, Rotifera, Eurotatoria, Philodinida, Philodinidae.
UCAAGAUCUUGUUUUCUAGACAAUAACAUAUGCUUUUCUGCUAUCUACAGUAAAACAAGUACUUUGUCUACAAUUAGAUCAUGUAAUUGAUGAUUUUUUUAAAGAAAAAUGAGAUAAUAGCAUGUCUUUUUUUAUUCGUUUCUACAGUUAUUAAAUACUGCGAUAGUUCUCUUUUUUCCUUUUAAUUCUCUUAUUGAUCUAGAGUAUCGCUGACAAUAAAGUAGGGGAAAAUCUAAAAAUCAGGAGAAAAUGUUGAAAAUCAGCUCCUGAAACCAGGAGAUUUUCUAUCAGGAUAGCUGCCCAAAAAUCAGGAGUCUCCUGGUCAAAUCAGGAGGUUUGGCAAGCCUGUUCUAGAAUAUGGCGAAAUCUGAAUGAUACGAUGUGUAUGAAAUAUCUUUACAAAACAGAGAUUAUAAUUUUUUUAUAAGUCAUUCAUGAUAAUUUUUUUUUGAGUACUUUUCUGCUUACUUGAUACAGCUGAAGUUGAGAAAAUACCAAAAAUCUCCAAAAACGUCUAGCAGCUCAGAAAGAGAUAUGGCUCAUUGUUCUCUUUUAAUAUUACUGAAUAGAGUCAGACGAGAUUAUUGGAUUUAACCAGAUUGUACAGCAAGCCAUACACAUCAUCGAGAAGGUUGAGCUCAUCGAUACAUACUGCAGAGAAAUAAAAAACAUAAAAAUGUGCCUCAAACUGUUAGCGUUAGCAGUUAACAGUGCAGUCUUUGGCGGAUAUAUCUUUGUUUAGCUACUACAAGUACAACGGUCACCACAUCGACAUCAACAACAACAGUGACGACGACCACUACGUCGACAUCAACAACAACAGUGGCGACGACCACUACGUCGACAUCAACAUCAACAUCAACAUCAACAUCAACAUCAACAACAACAGUGACGACAACGAUCAUACCGCUACGUGCACCUGCCAUUGAGAUUCCUCCGAAUGCAAAAUGGCAACAGAAUGGUGUGACUGUUGCUGGAGGAAAUGGAUCAGGCAGUGGAUUCAAUCAACUCAUUCAACCAUUGGGUUUGUAUGUUGACGAUGCUCAAACUGUCUAUGUUGCUGAUCGUAACAAUCACCGUAUUGUGGGAUGGAAAUGGAAUGCAACGAGUGGUGAAGUAGUUGCCGGUGGAAAUGGAGAAGGAAAUGGGACUCAUCAGUUGUUUAAUCCAUUUGAUGUGAUUGUCGACAAAGAGAGAGAUAGUUUUAUAAUCUGUGAUUGGAGAAAUAGGAGAGUAGUACGGUGGCUUCGUCGCAAUGGAAUACAUGGGGAAACGACCAUCUCGAACAUCGACUGUUUCGGUUUGACAAUGGACGAUAUUGGAUCUGUUUAUGUCGCUGACAUGAAAAAAUAUGAAGUAAGACGAUUCCAAAGAGGAGACUCUCAAGGAACAGUGGUUGCAGGUGGCAAUGGAGAUGGAAAUCAUGACGAUCAACUUUCUUCCCCACAAUAUGUGUUUGUUGAUCGAGAUUAUUCAGUGUAUGUGUCUGAUUUUGGAAAUCAUCGUGUGAUGAAAUGGGUAGAAGAUGCAAAAGAAGGCGUUGUUGUGGCUGGUGGUCAAGGACAAGGAAAUAAUUUUACACAAUUGUCGAAUCCUCAAGGAGUCGUUGUCGAUAAAAUGGGUACUGUCUAUGUGGCUGAUGCAGAAAAUUAUCGAAUCAUGCGUUGGGUCAAAGAAGCCACAGAAGGAAAUGUUAUUGUUGGUGGAAACGGCCGAGCAGAACUAUUGAAUGAAUUAAAUUAUCCCUUUGGUUUAUCGUUCGAUUUGUACGGUAAUCUUUAUGUCGUCGAGUGGGGAAAUAAUCGUGUGCAAAAAUUUAAUAUUGAACAGACAAUAAAAUAG